ACUCCAAUUCUCAAAAAUCCUGUAUACCAAUUUUGAACUCUAUUCAGCCAAUCGCAAAAAUCGGACUGUUCUUUAAUCAGACUAAGUUAAUAAAAUCUGGUAUGAAUUUGUUAUAAUCCCCCUCGGCGUAAAAACAUUCGCUACUGAUUUUCUUCUGCUUUCAUUUUUAUGCUAUUUGAGUUAUUCCUGGUUAUUACUUGUUACCUGGUUUUAACUGGAGGGGAAGCUGUUUAUUAAUGCCAAGGUUAAAUCACUUGGAAAACUUUAUUGCGUCACAACUGGAAGAAAACAUCCAGACUUGCAUUAACUAUGAGAAAAUUUAUUCAAAAAAUUAUCAGUUGAACGAUAGAAAACAAAUUGAAAUGUCUAUUUCCAUAUUAUGAAUUAUUUGAUUAGCUUUUCCUGCAAAAUUUUGGCCCAAAUUACGUUCUUGUUGUACUAGCCCGCCUCUGGGGAAAAACUGACAAUUGAAAAAGUGAUAAAGUUUUUGAUUUAAGCGAUCCAUUGAUACUUUGUUUUCGAUUCACCUUGCAUUUUUGCUUUUUUAAUUAAUUCAACAUAAAGCUCAAAUUCAACUUAGUUUUUAUAUCCCUUCAAAUUAAUCUAUAUUCAUUUUCAAAGAUGUUUGAAGUUUGUGACACUUUGAAAUCAAAUCAUUUCGUGACAACUUAAUAUUAGAACUAAAGAAUUGUAUUUUUCUCGAUUUCCAUCAAAAUUACCAUAAUUAUCUCUUACUUAUUUUUGUGCAAAAUGUUCAUAGUAUUCCGAAUUCAACUUAUUCUACUUUAUUUUGCCGCGACAACGAUAUCAUCAAGCAUCAACCCAGUGCCGGAGAGCUACGGCGAGAUCCUGCCCCUUCCCAAGACAGCAGUGACUAAUGCCAGUUUCUACCUGGAACAUAAACUACUCAACGGGUACAGCAGAAGGGCAAUUCCGAAUCAGAACCAGUCGCAGCCAUUUGUGAUUAACACUGAUAUUACAUUAUAUCAGCUACUCGAGUUGAACUUCCGACUACAAAACAUCAAGGUGCUCAUCUGGGAAACAACACACUGGAAUGAUGCCAAUCUGCGUUGGAACCCAGAAGAAUUUGCUGACAUCACUUCAAUCAGGCUACUCGACUCAGAUGUCUGGACUCCAGAUCUGGUAAUAUCAGAGAGCAUAGAGGAGUCAGAAUCAGGUGUGAACAAUUUGGGGGUGCUAGUGACUAAUGACGGGACUGUGUUGUGGAUGAGGCCCAAAAUACUCACAGCUGCAUGUUCUAUUAAUGUACUAUAUUUCCCCAAUGACCGACAAGAGUGUAGUUUAACAAUUGGUAGUUGGUACUACACUUCAGAGUUCAUAAAGAUCCAGUUCGGAAGUCCAGAUUCCGGAGACACGCAACAAUCCGAUCUCAGCCUGACGAAGGUGCACGACGAGUGGAAUAUUCUGUCUCUCGUUGGUCACAUGGUCACGAUUGAUUACGAUCAGUUCGGAAACUACUCCGAGUUGUGCUAUAAACUCAAACUGAGUCGGAAGCCUCUGUUCUACCACAUCAACUUCAUUCUUCCGACCAUCUUCAUUGGGCUGCUCGGAACAUGCAUGUUCUGGAUCCCAAUCACCAGUGGCGAGAAAAUUUCCUUCGGCAUCACUUUACUACUUGCGCUAACUGUCAAUCAACUAAUAGUUUCGGAGAAACUCCCAGUUACGAGUGAACACUUACCCUUACUUUGCGUUUAUUUCCUCUGUACCAUUGUUCUGAACUCAUUCGCUAUAUGCGCAUGUUUAGUGGUUUAUAACAUCCAUACAAACGCCAGUCCUUACCCUGUACCUUAUGGACUGAAAUUCUUGUGUUUCAAAGUUUUAGAUCCAGUUUUCUCGUUUCGGUUUUCGGCUUUUUUCAACAGUGUUUCGAUUUGGUGUAAAGUUAAAACGCGAAAGUGGAAACGACAACGAGCUUCAAAGUUCUGCCGCAGAAGUUACCCGUCGAGUUUUGAAGAUUGCAAUACAGUUAGUAUGGUCCAUGCCAAUAAUAACAACCCAGAGGCUAAACUAUACGACCAGAAAGUACCAGUUGGUCCAAAAUUGAAACCGAACAGCAAAUGGAAAGUAGUCCAGAGAUGCAUGCGCCAGGGAAAACUCCGGCGGGAUUUAUGGAACGAUGCCGGGUUUAUGGGAAGUCACUUAUCCAACGGAUAUGCUUCCAAAAAUGGAAAUAGUGGAAAUUUUGACCGUGAAAAAAUGUUGAAAUCUAUUCGAGAUAUUGUUGACCAGAUGGCGAAAAACAAGGAAAAUUGGAUGAGAGUUGCAACUGUUAUUGACAAAACUAUGGGAGUUGUUUAUUUCGUUACCAUGGGAACUGCUGAUUUUAUUUUGUGGUACACUCUAACAUGGUGUGCGGCCGAAGAUACUUCAACGUUCAGCUAAUCGACAGCUCACAAAGUCGAAAACAAACGAAAUAUCGCUGCCCGCAGUUGAUAAAAUAUUGCACAAUAUUAAAUAUUGCAGCCCACGGUUGCACAAUAUUAAAAAUGAAACGAAAUUAUUUAAUGCUCAGAAAUGGAACAAGUGGCAAUUGUUUUUGAAGAAAAAGUAAUUCGAUGAUUAUAUCUUGCCUUGGUUUGACUAAAUGACUUUUAGAUUCUGUGGUGUUUAGAUUUUGUAACUUUGUUAGUAUUUAGAACUUUUCAAACGUC
Messenger RNA from Symsagittifera roscoffensis, 2672 nucleotides. RefSeq names its product neuronal acetylcholine receptor subunit alpha-10-like. The record is from RefSeq and is a predicted model, not a curated record. The transcript has 10 exons. Gene Ontology annotation, biological process: regulation of membrane potential; chemical synaptic transmission; nervous system process. Bases 751 to 2403 code for a protein of 550 amino acids. Gene Ontology annotation, molecular function: excitatory extracellular ligand-gated monoatomic ion channel activity; transmembrane signaling receptor activity; transmitter-gated monoatomic ion channel activity involved in regulation of postsynaptic membrane potential. NCBI's taxonomy places the organism in Eukaryota, Metazoa, Xenacoelomorpha, Acoela, Convolutidae. Gene Ontology annotation, cellular component: synapse; neuron projection; plasma membrane.